Messenger RNA from Arachis stenosperma, 1826 nucleotides. RefSeq lists its product as uncharacterized. Bases 1147 to 1710 code for a protein of 187 amino acids. NCBI's taxonomy places the organism in Eukaryota, Viridiplantae, Streptophyta, Magnoliopsida, Fabales, Fabaceae. The record is from RefSeq and is a predicted model, not a curated record. The transcript has a single exon.
AAGUUCUGUCUAAUAUUCUAUAUAAAACCAACAUUGAUCAAAGUUAACAACAAACCAAGUAUCUAAAUUAACAUUAACAUCCACAUCAAUUAUUCCUUUAAUGGAGACAGAAGAGUUAACUAUUAAUAAUACAAGGCAGGCAUUCUAUCAAGCAUCAUUGAAUAACAACAAUGGUGGCUUAAGAACCUUAAUAAACACCUUCAAUCUGAGCAGAGUUUCAUUUUCAUUCUCUCCAUUCGGAGAAACCCCAUUACACAUAGCAGCUGUGCUUGGAAAUCUGGAGUUAUGUGAGAUUCUUCUAAGCAAGGAACCAAGUUUAGCCACGGACGUUGUCCUCUUCAUCUUGCUUCAGCUGAAGGACACACUAAGAUAGUGAAAGCUCUGGUUAUGGAGAAUUCGGACACGUGCUUGAUCCAAGACAAAGAUGGUAACCUUCCUCUUCACUUGGCUGCGUCAUUGAAGAGUUGAUAAGAUUGAAGCCAUGCUCUGUUUGGAAGAUGGUUGAUGUGUUAGGUGUAAUCACCUUGAGGCCUUGAAAUUCAUAGUGGAAUCAGUGCAUGGAGCCAAACAGCUCCUAUAUGCCAUUGAUAAAGAUGGUAACACACUUCUGCAUUUAGCAGUGAGUCUUCGCCAAGUUAAGGUACUAUAGUGAUGCAUACACCAAACCAAAGCUUUCAUUUAAUCAUGUAUUGUUGUUGUAUUAGUAAUUAAAUCAUGCUUUUCUUGGUUUAUAUUAACUUAAAUCAAUUUUCGAAAAUUGUUUUGACAAAUUUUAAUUACUAAAACAAUUCCUACGUCAAAUGUUAGUAUACUGAAUGAACUUAUUUGAAAAUUUUAAAAGUUUUUUUGUAUUUUUUAAAUGAAUGUAGGGUUAGUCAAGUAGUAAUCAGAACUUUUUGUUUAACUUGUUUGCAGAUCAUAAGAUACUUACUUUUGCUAGCCGAGAUAAGAACAGCAGCAAAAGCUAUGAACAGGAAGGGUCUAACAGCUUUGGAAGUAUUGGAUCAUUGUCCAAGAGAUUUCAUAAGCCUCACAAUUGAACACAUUUUAAUUGAAUCCAGAAUUCAAAGGCUAAGAGACAUACCAAUUUUUAUUCCACAACAACCACCAAGAGCAAGAAGAAUCACAUGAACAACUAAGCAGUAAAUGGAAAAAAUGGGAGAAUUUCUACACAAAAUAUCUACAAUACCAAGGAAAUUGGAUAGAAGAGACACGUGGCACACUCAUGGUGGUGGCAACUGUGAUAGCAACAAUGACAUUCCAGGAGGGGUAUGGCAAGAAAAUACAAGAAAUGGAGGGCAUAGCUGCAAAUCCUAUGGUGUGUGUGAAGCAGGAACUGCAGUUGUAGGGUAUGUUUGGUCAGAGGACUAUGUGAGAUUCAUGUUCUUCAACACUAUAUCUUUCUUUGCAUCACUUUGUGUGGUGCUCAUUCUCAUUAGUGGGUUCCCACUUAAGAACAAGGUCGUCAUGUGGGUUUUGACCAUUGACAUGACCAUUGCCGUAAGCUUCAUGCUUUUGACAUAUCUGUGGGCAUUGGGUUUGGUGGCACCUGAUCAACUUUAUUAUAGAUUUUAUAAAAUUGGAUUUCUUCUUGGGGGUUCUUGGUGUAUCAUACUCUUAGGUAUUGCUUUGAUUCAAACAGCUCGCUUACUCUUUUGGAUUAAGAAGAGGAACAUAAUUAGGGCAUCUAGAUCUGCAAUGGGAUGUUAACCAACAAUUAAUGCCAAAUUUUGUCAAGGUUCCCUUAUGUAUUACAUACUUAUGACGUUUUAGCAACUCAAGUAAUUAUUAUUAAAUAUAGGGUAAAUUAAAUUAGUCCUCUACGU